AUGCGGCUCUACAACUUUCCCAUCUCUUUGGCAGUGAAGACCAAAAAGUACACCGAGGUAGCCUUUGAGGUUGUCUAUCUUACUGCCCGAUUAGAAAGCGACUUCCUUCCGAAGCCGGCCAAACGAAACCACAGCGCGAAAAUAGUAAAAUACCUACUCCAAGGCGGGAUCGCCUUAGGGUCUUCAAUGGCGCUUAAACUGCGCUCGCGCUGUCGUCGUUCGGACCGACUUCCUCAGGCACUCGCCCAGGACACCCUUCUCGGGGAAGAGGUCCAAGAACGACCCGGUCGCACAGGAGGUCCUUUCUCGCCCACACCUUCCUCUUGGCGGGCAGCACUGCGGGCAGCUGCCGGCUCGUAA
Podarcis lilfordi (Lilford's wall lizard) is the source of this 360-nucleotide messenger RNA. NCBI's taxonomy places the organism in Eukaryota, Metazoa, Chordata, Lepidosauria, Squamata, Lacertidae. The record is from the annotation of a GenBank genome assembly.